UAUAAUACUGCUGCGAGCAAGAGAAACAAAAACCAAAGCUCCAAUCCCGAUAUAAUUAAUUUUAAAAAAAAUCUGAAAAACUAUCAUCCUCAUUUCUUCAACUAGGAAUCCUUUCUACUUGUUUGGAAGAGGAUUUGAUUAGUGUUACUGGAACUCGAGGGUGUAUUCUCUGCAUUAGUUUCUUUUAUCUAUGUAGAAUCUCUUUGCUCCAUUUAAGUAAAAAUGAGCUCAUCUAAGAAAGAGAUCCAAAUUAGUGACACAAAACUGAACACCCCUAGCAAGGUAGCAACUUUGAAUCCUAAUGCAGCAGAGUUCGUUCCCGUUUCUCUUAGGUCACCAUCUUCAGGAAACUCUAGCGCAGUUGAUGCAACAAGGUUUGCUAUUUCUAGAACUAUAGGAAAAUCAGUGCUUGAUCGGUCUGAGUCUUCCAUUUCAAAUAAUUCCGAUGAUGAGGCUCAUCAGUUCUGGCGUCGCCAACUUCCUGAUGACAUUACUCCAGAUUUUAAGGUUAUUAAUGAGGAUGAUUCUCGAGGAACUGGAUAUGGGAGCCUUUCUUUAGCAGGUUUAUCCUUGCAUGGUGGUAGCGAAGCAUCAAGUUUUCCUGCUUCUGUUGGUGGUGGAUAUAUAUUUGGUAAUCAAAAACUACUGCAUCAUAAUGUUGAUGGUAAUAAAAUUGCUGAAGAAUUGAGACUUCCUGAUUCAUCCUAUGGAAGGAAUCCUACUUCAGCUAGUUUUUUGCAUUUUCCAGCCAAACCUUGGGACAAGCAACUUGUUAAUAGUGAUCAGCUACUAGUCAAUGGGAGGGAAGGGCAACCAUAUAAUGGAAAUUCUAGACAUAGAUUCUCUAAUGAUUUGUUGGGUGAGCACGCAAUUAUGGAUGAUCCUGUAAUGAAUCCUGUAGAAUUUUUGGCUUCUCAAUUCCCUGAUCUUGCUGCUGAAAACCUUGCUGAAGUUUAUUUUGCCAAUGGUUGUGACUUAAAUCUGACUAUUGAAAUGCUGAAUCAACUUGAGCCUCAAGUUGAUGGUGGUUUCAACCCUAACCUGAAUUCAAAAACCUUGUCAGCUCCCAAUCUGAUGAGUACGCUAGGUUUUCCUGCAGUUACUGUGUCAGAUGAUCAGAAUGGUCCUACAAAAUAUGCAGGAGAUGAUCUUCAACAUAGUGCCAAACCUUAUCAAUCAUCUGACAAGAACAAGAUUCUUAUGUUCAAAUCCAGUUCUUCUCUUCCAUCUGGGGGUGCCUUGGAUUUUACUUCAGGUAUCAGGAAAAUGACAUCUCCUAAUUCUCAUGGGUCGGCUAAUGCCUACAGUGCUGCACCCGGAAGAGGGUUUUAUGCUAAUAGGUUGCAAAUACAUGGGUCAGCUCAUUCAGCUCCUGUUUGGCCUGAAACUGGAGAUACAGUGGCAAAUUUAUACUCUGAACUGUGGGAAGAAUCUCAAGUCCAUGCUCGUGCCAGUAAUGCAUACUUUGACCAGGUGCGCCAAGGAUUUCCCAUUGGCAAUAAAGCUCUAGCAAAGGAACUUAGUUUGAAAGGGCCACUGCAGAGUAUGCGUAUGAAGGCAACUCAUGGAAAUGCUGAAGAAUCCAUAUAUCGCCAGAGGAACCGAGUUCAUCCAGAGGUUGUUGGAGGUCAGCUACGGAUCAUAGACCUGCAUGGAUUGCAUGUUACUGAAGCCAUUCAUAUGCUCAAGUAUGAACUAUCAGUGCUGAGGAGCACAGCACGGGCCGUAGAUCAGCGCCUGCAGGUCUACAUAGGUGUCGGAGCUGGCCACCAGACAAGGGGAUCUCGUAUUCCAGCUAGACUUCCAGUUGCCAUACAACAUUAUCUCCUUGAAGAAGAGUGCCUUGACUAUACUGAACCACAGCCAGGGCUACUUCGAGUUGUGAUAUAUUGAAGCCAUGAACACGACAGCACGAGUUCCUAGAGUUUUGACACAACAAGAGAAAAAGAAAAAAAAUCAAAUGUAGCCAUUUUUGUAUCUGUACAUGGGAGGAAAUGGAAAAGGAAGUAUUUAAAGUCUGUAAAAUCAAGGAAAAAAAUCGAAAAGGGGGUUGGUAAAAAGGAAAACAAAACAGAACGGCUGAAGUGAGAAGUGUGUGAUUAAUGUUUAGAUGCUUAGAUGAGUGUGGCAACUACAUUUUGAUAGAGCACCGGGGGGAUGGACAAGGCUGACCCUAGCCAGCAAGUUCUUUUUCUCCGUUUUGUUAAUUUUGUAUCUUAAAUUUGUACUUCGUUAAUUUCCUUCUUCAAUUACAUGGUGAUUGUACAAUUCAUU
This is a messenger RNA of Hibiscus syriacus, 2274 nucleotides long. RefSeq names its product polyadenylate-binding protein-interacting protein 7-like. The record is from RefSeq and is a predicted model, not a curated record. Lineage: Eukaryota; Viridiplantae; Streptophyta; Magnoliopsida; Malvales; Malvaceae. The transcript is spliced from 6 exons. The coding region runs from base 223 to 1893 and encodes 556 amino acids.